Molecule: messenger RNA, 576 nt
Organism: Prorocentrum cordatum
Lineage: Eukaryota; Dinophyceae; Prorocentrales; Prorocentraceae
Source: the annotation of a GenBank genome assembly
AUGCAGAGUCCGUGGUCAGCAAUGAUGCUGAGAAGCUCGUGGGCUGGGCUCCUUUUCGGUUUCUUGGCUUCGCUUCUCCGCCUCGGGGUAGGCCUGGGCAUUUGGCGUGUCCGCGGAGCCGGUCCAGAUGGUCCUUCCCCUCAGCCAGCCAAGAUGGGACUCCCGAUGAACGUCGCGAGCAUUGUCCUGCUGGUGGGAACGUGCAUGCUUCAUGCUGGGUGGGAAGCCGCGAACUACAUGUUCCGACCUCUGCCACUCCUGUAUCGCCUGGGAUCUGCCGGGCACCUGGUUAACUCUCUCCUCACAUGUAGCCUGGCUUGUGCCCUCGCGAGCGCAGCCGACUCGAUCGGGGUCGAGCUGGAAAAUCUUGUGGUGGGGGACUGCGACGCGGCGAACUUCAAGGAGCGGGUACACCACCCGAUGGUCAACUUCCUCGACAGGAACAACAAGUACCUUGCGAAGCUCGGCUUGCCCUUAGUUCUGAUCAGCUUCUCAUUGGUCGAUAUGCGUUCUGGCGGAUCAUACAUGCCGAGUUGCUGUUUUCCCGCAGCACCUCCCAGGCAGCCAUUCAGCUGA